Chlorocebus sabaeus (green monkey) is the source of this 1645-nucleotide messenger RNA. NCBI's taxonomy places the organism in Eukaryota, Metazoa, Chordata, Mammalia, Primates, Cercopithecidae. The record is from RefSeq and is a predicted model, not a curated record.
GGUCCUCGGGUGGAUCUCCUUGGGCGGAAGGGUCUGAACUUAGAAAAGGAGUGAGGGUGUGGGCGAUCUGGGGAAGAAGCACCCAGUGGGUGGGAACAUGGACUAGGAGUAGGAUGCUGGGAGGAAAUGUGGACGCCAGUGGGUGGGGGCAUUGAGGGGAGGGGGCCGCAGAGCUCAGAGGGCUCAGGGCAGGAGAAGGAGGCUUUGGAGGGCAUGAGGAAUUAGAUGGGUAUAGGCCCUUGGGGGGGUGUGGGACACUGAUGGAGACCGUGGCACACUGAGGGAAUGUGGGGUACAGGCCACCACGUGGGCCUGAGGCAUGGAGGCCAGGCCCUGGGCUGGGUCUUGUUUCAGGACAGUCGCCCAGAUGCCCUCCAUGCCCCAGGGGUGGUGCAGAGCAUCAAGGACCACAUCACAAAGCCCACGGCCAUGGCCCGAGGCCGCGUGGCCCACCUCAUCGAGUGGAAGGGCUGGAGUGCCCAGCGGGCAGGCUGGGAGCUGUCCCCAGCUGAGGACGAGCGUUACUGCUGUCUCCCGGACAAGCUGCGUGAGGCCCGCUUUGCUGCAGAUCUCGCUGUCCCCCCAGGGGUCGCCGAGCAGUUUGCCAUCACAGAGGCCACACUGAGCGCUUGGUCCUCGCUGGAUGAUGAGGAACUGCACCCCGAGAACAGCCCCCAGGGCAUCGUCCAGCUCCAAGAUCUGGAGAGCAUCUACCUUCAGGACAGCCUUCCCAGUGGCCCCUCGCAGGAUGACAGCCUUCAGGCCUUCUCCUCGCCCAGCCUCACCCCUGACAGCUGUCCCUCACUGGAGGAGACCCCCAGCACCGCUGGCAUCCCGCAGCCCCCCAGCCCAGAGCUGCAGCAUCGGCGGCGGCAGCCCAGGCACCAAGGACCCAAGGGUGGGACGCACCUACCGGGCUCCCUCCCCUCCGUGGACAGCGGUUCCCUCUGGGAGGAGGAUGAGGUGUUCUAUAACUGAGGCGGAGGCUAUGCUGGUCCAGCACCUGCUCACACCAUGACCUUGCCUGGUGGGCAGUCCAGGCGUAUCUGGAUCCCGGGGUCCAGGGCAGGGCAUCUCUUGACCCCUCGGGUAGGCACAGGGUAGGUGUGGCAGGGAUGGGGCCUGCGCUCAUCAUGGCCUCUCUGUGCCUCAGCGGACCUGCCCCAGCAGUGGCAGCCAUAACCCCUCCCCCUUCAUUACUUCACUCAGGUGGGCACCUUCCCCUGCAGGGUGUCUGCCCUCAGGGAACUCAAGGACUUUCAGAGACACCAGGGCAGCCUGGCCCAGAGGAGCAACAGCCAGGCCCCCAGGAGGGCAGCCAUGGAGAUAACUGAGACCCACUUAGAGUGGGGUCUGGGAACCCUGCCUGUACCUGGGGCUCAGUCCCUCCCCACUCUCUCUGUAUGUCUGCCCCCCAGCAAAGGUGGGGUGGCCACUUCUGGUAGCUAAGCACCUGCUCCCCGGCUGUCCUCACCAGGACAUCUGUCUCUCUGGAGUGUCUGUCUGUCUGUCCUUCCCUCUCUGAACCUACUUCCUCGGUGUCCCCUGCUCCUCACCCCUGGGAGCCCACUCUCGCUCCUUGCAGCUCCCUCCCAUCUCACUCAAGGUUCUCUGAGGACAUUUAAAGUGGUGGGUUCACCCUGGU